UCCCAGUUUCAAAGGACACCAGAGUCAGAGCAGAAAUCAGAACGAAGCAAUCACGAACUCCAGAUAACAUCAUGACAGUCCAUGCUGGUUUACCCCUGUUGCUGGUUAUUAUUCUGGUAUCACUAGCAUCAUUUUCCUGCUCAUCUUGCAGCGUUUUCAACCAACCUAUUCAGGUUGAAGCUGAGAAAGAAAUACUUAUGGAAGUGGCCAAACAGGACAUUCUGAACAAACUUCACUUACGCCAGCGGCCAAACAUUUCACAGGCAGUAUCCAGAGAGAAUCUGGCACAAGCGUUGCUACGAUUAAACAUUGUGUUGGAUGAGGACUAUUUAGUAGACUUGCCAAUAAAGAAUGGUAGAGGGGAAAAGGAACUGCAUAUUGGUCAAACCCAUGAAGUCAUCAGUUUUGCUGAAAUAGAUAACUCAAAUGGUGCCAGAAGUGUUCUUCACUUUCAUUUAUCUACUGACAAAGACAAGCAAGAGGAGAUACACCAGGCACAUAUGUGGUUGUAUCUGAAAACGACAUCCCGCAACAAGAUAACCCUAUCUGUCAGUUGCAAGUUCAUGCCUAAGGGUUGUUCAAUAAAAGGCACAACCCAGGCUAAAGCUGUAAGUGGUGGCUGGUAUAUGGUUCCUUUACAGAUGUUCUCUGGAGAAGCUCUCAACGAGGGAACCGAAAAUAUGUACAUAGAACUGAUGUGCCUGGACUGUAAGAAUCCACUUAAAAUGGAUAAUAUUAGCCAUGUCCUUCGUCCAUUUCUGGCAUUAAAAGUUCACAACAAACAGGAGGACACUCGAAUUCGGAGACAUAUCACAGAGUGCACUAAUGAUGUGCAGAUAUGUUGCCUAAAGAAAUUUUACAUUGCUUUUAAAGACAUUGGCUGGAAUGACUGGAUAAUUAGCCCAAAGGGGUAUUUCAUGAACCUAUGUGGAGGGAGAUGUCCCGUUCACCUGGCCAGAGCACCAGGAAUUGCGGCAUCAAGUCAUACGGCUAUCUUUAGCCUCAUCAAAGCAAACAACGUAUAUUCUAAUCUCAGUCUGUGUUGUGUUCCAACAAAACGAAGGCCUCUCUCUUUUCUUUACUUUAACAUCAACAACACCAUUGUCAAGGCCGACAUUCCCGAUAUGAUUGUGGAUAGCUGCGGUUGUACUUAGCAUGUUUUUCAUGUGAAGAUGUCAUUAACCCUUUUUAAUUUAUUUAAAUGUGUAUUCAGUCUCUAUUUCCUCCUUUUCAUGUUCAGUAGCAUUAAUUACCGAUACUAGAAAAUAAAGCCAUAAUUAAUAGGCAGGAAAACACGAGUUUAAAAAAUCAGGAGAUGGAAAUUCUUCAUGAGGAUAUGAGCUGACCCAUGAGAUGAAUGUGUCAAUGAGAUUAGAGGGUUUAUUUUGGUAAGAUUGGUAACUUGUAACCCACAAAAUGCUAAAUGUGUAGUUGUGAUGUGUAAUCUCUGGUUAAUAAGCCUGUCUCGUCCAAGAACCCUAAAAACCCCAAUGGCCCUAACCUUGGCCAAUAACAAAAAAACUCACCUGUCCACAGUCCCACUCUUCCUGCAUCAUUGCCAGACCCUGCCAGAUCAGAAAUGGCUUGGUCCAGUGACCGAUGUGACCAAUCCCUUGUAUCAGCGGUCACGUGCUAGAAUGGCACAUCGCUAGCAGUAAUGCACUGUUCUAGCACAUGUGCCAGAGAUUAGCCGCAGUGGUCACUGGACUGUGCCACUUCUGUAUUGGUCUCAUGAACUUCUAGCUGGGACCAGAAGCAGUCAGGAACAGGGCAGCCACAGCGAACAGUGGGACUGCAGGCAGGGGAGUUUUUUCUUUUUUUACUGAGCAAAGGUUAAGUCCAUUUGGGUUCUCAGCUCCUAGUCUAGACCUCCUCUUUAAUAAUUCAACUGUCAAGAUAUAUAUUUUUUAAAAACAAUUUUGCAGAUACAAUCUUGUUAAUCUAAUUUUGCAUAUACUUAAUUUACCUACAUUAAAGUAAAAAAGUUUGGACAUUUUCCAGAUGUACCUUUUUAUUGCAUAUUUGUCACAUUAAACAGUUUUCAAUCUU
Molecule: messenger RNA, 2049 nt
Organism: Bufo gargarizans (Asiatic toad)
Lineage: Eukaryota; Metazoa; Chordata; Amphibia; Anura; Bufonidae
Product: inhibin beta C chain-like
Exons: 3
Coding region: 72-1154 (360 amino acids)
Biological process (GO): BMP signaling pathway; SMAD protein signal transduction
Cellular component (GO): extracellular region
Molecular function (GO): hormone activity; cytokine activity; growth factor activity
Source: RefSeq, a predicted model, not a curated record